UCUCUCAACUCUAAUUGAAGGCAAAGCUAGCCGCCGUUGCUGUCAAACUCUUUCCAUCACUGAUUCACUUUCCCUGGAAGCAUUUCCAAAGUUCUUCUAACAAUUAAGAAAUUGAGAAUUUAUGUUAUUGGUUUUGUCACAUAAAAUCACCUUAAUUUGUCUUACCCAGAAUGGGAAGGAUUCCAUUAUGCAGUGCAGAUGGUUUGAAGAGAGGAGCCUGGACAGCUGAAGAAGACCAGAAGCUCAUAGCUUACAUACAAAAACACGGUGAAGGAGGUUGGCGUUCCCUGCCCAAGAAAGCUGGUCUUCGAAGAUGUGGGAAGAGCUGUAGACUGAGAUGGGUAAAUUAUCUGAGACCUGGUGUUAAGAGGGGAGACUUCACCUCGGAUGAAGCUCAAACCAUCAUUGAACUUCAUGCUGCAUUAGGCAACAGGUGGGCAGCAAUAGCCAGGCACUUACCAAAGAGGACAGACAAUGAGAUUAAGAACUAUUGGAACGCUCAUCUCAAGAAACGCUUAGUUAAUUUUGGUAUAGAUCCGGUGACUCACAAGCCUGUUGGCACCGCUCGUGGCACCUCAUCCAGUGAAAAUUCCAACACUACUGUGGUCAAUACAGACUCAAUGAUCAUUCUUGAAGAAAAUGCAACAUCCAAAGAAUCUGAACCCACAUCGCAACAGCCAACAUCAUCAAGGUCCGCUUCAGCUUCAGCUUUACUGCUCAAUAAGUUAGCCAGUAGGGUCACGACAUUGCAGUGUGUUGAUCUUGAUCCCGUAAGAACUUGUCAAAGAUUGCAAACAAUGUCAUUUAACAGUACUACUAACGAUGGUGGUGCCAAUAGUGAAAGUUCUACUGCUACAAUUUGCCACCCUACAUCAAGUUGUCAGGGAAAUAAUGCAUCAAUAGCACUAGACACGUCAGAUUAUUGGCCGGAUAAUAUUUCUGAUCCACUUACAACACCUUUAAAUUGCUUAGAUUUGUUGAAUAUAGUACUUUCUCCGGUGUCAGCAGAUCAUGGAAAUGCCAGUGAUGACGGUGGUGUUAGUUUUGAUGCAAACAUCGAGUAUCCUGAUCUAUCUGAUGCAUUAAGCAUCCUAGAGGGUAAUGCAUCUGAACCUGCAAGGUCUUGUUCGAGUACAUCGUCUCGAGUUUUAAACAACAUGGCUUCCAAAUUCGCUUCAUUGCGCUGCAUUGAUGAACUUCACAAUUGGCAAAACCGCAAAAACAUUUCACCAGGACCAAUCCAAGGUGACCAUAGUGUUACUACAACAACUAUCGGUGAUGGUGGACUUUUAACCAACGGCAUAAAUAUUGAUGAUAUGAUCUUUGAUACGGCAAGAGUAGAUCAAGGGAUAAGGAAGAUGGAAGUUAGUACACAAAAGCAAAUCAGGGAGGUUCAGGACGACAGUAGCAGAAACGAUAAUGAUACAACAAGACAAAUUGAUAGGAACAAUACAAGAAGAACCAAACUACAAGCAUUGGUAGAGGAAAAUAACAAUGGAGUAGAGGUAUCCAAAACUACAGAACUAAAUGAUUUAGCCCAGUUAACAGGUGAGAGGGAGGUAAUAGAAUAUAUUGCCAGGGUGGACGAUGAGGUGCUUCAUUGGUUGGAGAGAAGUGCUAUAGGUUUUUGUAAGGAAUAUUUUGAAGAGGAUGAUUUACUGGAGAUAAAACGAAAAAUAGGAAAGGAAGUAAUCAUAAGGAGAUUAUCAGAUUAUUCAUUUCUGAUCACAUUUGAAGAUGAGGAAUCGUUUGAAUUCAUGAUGGUGAAGAAUUGGAACGUACUAUCCAGUUGGUUCAAAAGGGUUGAGAUACGGUCUGAGAAGUCCACUUCCAGUAAAAGAGGUGCAUGGGUAACCUGCUAUGGGAUCCCUUUUCAUGCACGGUGCAUAUAG
Durio zibethinus is the source of this 1892-nucleotide messenger RNA. RefSeq lists its product as uncharacterized. The record is from RefSeq and is a predicted model, not a curated record. NCBI's taxonomy places the organism in Eukaryota, Viridiplantae, Streptophyta, Magnoliopsida, Malvales, Malvaceae.